ACAGAGAAAGUGUUGAGCGAUAAUAUGAGUACUGAUGAUAAGCCAUCGAUAAAGAUGAAGGAAAAAUUACGAGGGGUGUUAUCGCAGAUCAGAGGAUAUCGAGAAUUGUGUACUUUGGUUGAGGCGAGAAGAUUGGAGAAGUACGAUAAGGAAAAUAUGCAUCACGAAAAGAGUUUCAUUGUUGAAGAUGUAAUAGUGAUUUUAAGGCUGAUCAGAUUAUGGGACCUUCUCAUGCCUAAUGAGAAACUUAAAAACAGGAAGACAAAACAAUGGCAGAAAAUUGGGUUUCAAAGUGACGAUCCCUCGACAGAUUUCCGUGGAAUGGGUAUUUUGUCAUUGGAACAGCUCUUAUUC
This is a messenger RNA of Anisakis simplex (herring worm), 354 nucleotides long. Lineage: Eukaryota; Metazoa; Nematoda; Chromadorea; Rhabditida; Anisakidae. The record is from the annotation of a GenBank genome assembly.